Cooperia oncophora is the source of this 354-nucleotide messenger RNA. The record is from the annotation of a GenBank genome assembly. Lineage: Eukaryota; Metazoa; Nematoda; Chromadorea; Rhabditida; Trichostrongylidae.
AUGAUUAGGUACUUUGAGAGUAUCUUAGGCUUGGCAUUCCGUUCUCGUCUCAUACAACACGCCUACAAACAAUACUUUGCGGACAAAACCUACUACGCGGUAUCGAAUUUGGAUAGCCGUCUACAGAAUGCCGAUCAAUGUCUGACUGAGGACAUUACAAUGUUUAGUCAAAGUGUCGCUCAUCUCUAUUCGCAUCUCACUAAACCUAUUCUCGACAUUGCACUCAUAACGUUUACAUUGGUCUCAUAUGCGGCUAGCCGAGGUUCUGCCGAAAACGUCAUUGUACCGUCAAUUUUAGCCACCCUUGUUGUCGGUGUUACGGCGAGCUUAUUGAAGUCAAUCUCUCCAAAGUGA